This is a messenger RNA of Pseudogymnoascus verrucosus, 552 nucleotides long. RefSeq lists its product as uncharacterized. NCBI's taxonomy places the organism in Eukaryota, Fungi, Ascomycota, Leotiomycetes, Thelebolales, Thelebolaceae. The coding region runs from base 1 to 552 and encodes 183 amino acids. The transcript has a single exon. The record is from RefSeq and is a predicted model, not a curated record.
AUGUUAUUUCUCAGAGGACCAUCAUUACCUCCGCAAACAACAUACCACUUCCAUUCACACUCCAAACUGAACCGAAUAUGGCAGAACCACCAUAUAAACGGUCAAGGCGAGACUUCGACUCCGAUCGCCCUCCCGUUGACUCUCGGAACCCUCGCGACAGGCGCGGUGGAAGGCAAGACCUGGACCGUGGCAACGACCGAAAUAGAUCGUACAGAUCAAGAACACCCGAGCGCCCACGCGACCGUGACCAUGAUCGCGACAACCAGCGCUAUGACCGUGGUGGUGGACGACGAGAUGAUCGCAGAGAUCGCGACGGCGGACGGAGAGACGAACCGCGCAGAGAUGACAGAGGCAGACAUGGCCCCCGGGAUAUGGACAGGGAUGGAGAUCGGAGGCAAUACAGAGAUGAUCGAGGCCCUCGAGACGGUGACCGAGGUCAACGCGACAGAAGGAGAGACGGAGAAGGCGACUCGAAGCGCCGAAGCAGAAGCCCGCGUGGAGAACGUUCCCGGGAAAGAGAACCAUCUGCGGAUGCCGCGCACCCCAAUAUGA